Prunus persica (peach) is the source of this 3663-nucleotide messenger RNA. Its product is annotated as probable LRR receptor-like serine/threonine-protein kinase At1g53430. Bases 366 to 3422 code for a protein of 1018 amino acids. Lineage: Eukaryota; Viridiplantae; Streptophyta; Magnoliopsida; Rosales; Rosaceae. The record is from RefSeq and is a predicted model, not a curated record. The transcript is spliced from 24 exons. Gene Ontology annotation, molecular function: protein kinase activity; protein binding; ATP binding. Gene Ontology annotation, biological process: protein phosphorylation.
AGACAUUCAGUUUGGCGCUUUCAAAAAACAGUCAAAAAGCAAAAACCAGAGAAAAUUUCCCUCUUACCGGCCGCCCCCUCUCUUCUCCUACCUUUUCGUGUUUAUCUCUUUCCUAGCAUUUUCCAAAACCAAAAGGAAACGCUUUUCUCUUGCUUGGCCUUUAUAUCAUUUUAUCUCAUUCAUGAAUCACUCUCUUCUUUGUCCCUUUCCCUCCAUGCCAAGUUACUAACCACUCCCUCUGUUUCUUUUCUCUGCUUCUGUCUCUGCUUUGUUGUCUUUUUGUUGAGUGUAGGACGCUAAGAUUGUGGUUUUGUUGGAGACAUCGAAAACAGUUUUUUCUUUUCUUCUUUUUGUUGUAGAGCAAAAUGGGGUUCGUGAUUUCGACCUCUAAAAUUGUUUUUGCUCUUGUGUUGGGGUUUCUGGCGUUGAAUUGCUUCACUGGGUUUGAAUCGAAUGCUCAACUUCUGCCUUUGGAAGAAGUGAGAACUCUUGAAACAAUUUCCACAAAACUACACAACACUCUUUGGAACAUCAGCCGAAGUUCUUGCCAAGGUGGUGGAUCAGGCUUUUACAGAUACUUCACUGACAAUAUUCUAAGCAAUGUCACAUGCAACUGUUCCUUUGCAAACAACACUUGCCAUGUCACAAACAUUGAGCUGAAGGGUCUCAAUUUAACGGGAGUUAUACCUGAUGAAUUUGGAAAUCUUACUCAUCUGGAAGAAAUUGAUCUCACUCGUAACUACAUCAAUGGAUCAAUCCCUGCAAGCCUUUCUCGUGCUCCUCUUCGCAUUCUGUCUCUUUUGGGAAAUCGACUCAGUGGUUCAAUUCCUGCGGCAAUUGGUGACUUUACUAUGCUCAGAGAGCUGGUGUUGGAAGAUAAUCAGUUUGACGGGCCUCUUCCGCAAAGUCUUGGGAAGUUGACUGACUUGGAAAGACUCCUUCUUUCUGCGAACAACUUUACAGGGACAAUACCAGAAUCAUUGGGAAAUCUAAAGAAAUUAGAUGAUUUUAGGAUAGAUGGGAGCCGAUUAUCAGGGAAGAUACCUAGUUUUAUUGGCAACUGGACGAAUCUUGAAAGACUUGAUAUGCAAGGCACAUCCAUGGAAGGCCCCAUUCCUUCCACCAUCUCUUUGUUGAAAAACUUAACUCAAUUGAGGAUUUCUGAUUUGAAUGGAUCAAGUAUGCCUUUUCCUAAUUUGACAGAUACGAAAAAUUUGGAGACAGUGACUCUGAGAAAUUGCUCAAUUAGUGGUCUAAUCCCAGAUUACAUUGGCGAUCUGACAAAAUUGACAACAUUAGACCUGAGCUUUAACAAGUUGACUGGCGAAAUUCCAGAGAACAUUCAGGGUGUUGAUAGUCUAGAUUACAUGUUUUUGACCAACAACUUACUGACCGGACAAGUGCCAAGUUGGAUAAUUAACAACAAAAAUAACCUGGAUUUGUCUUACAACAAUUUUACGGGAUCACCUUCUGUUAGUUGCCCACAGUUAACUGUGAAUUUAGUUUCUAGUUAUUCGUCUCCACAACAAUCAUGGUGCUUGGAGAAGGACCUCCCUUGCCCCUCAAAACCCCGAUACCAUUCUUUGUUUAUCAAUUGUGGAGGGGGAAGGAUGGAGUUUGAGGGCAAUGAAUAUGAAGAGGACUUAACCACUGUGGGGAUAUCACACUUCGUUUCAUCAUCUGAUAAGUGGGGUUAUAGCAGUACGGGGGUUUACAUGGGCAAGUCUCGUGCAGAUUACAUAGCAAGAAACACAUUGUCUCUGAAUAUGAAUGGUCCAGAGUUUUAUCAAACAGCCCGCCUUGCCCCUCUCUCACUCAAGUACUAUGGCUUUUGCAUGAUAAAGGGCAGUUACAAAGUAAAGCUCCACUUUUCUGAAAUAAUGUAUUCUGAUAGCGAGACAUUCAGCAGCCUUGGGAAGCGCAUAUUUGAUGUCUCAAUUCAAGGGAAUUUGGUUUUGAAGGAUUUCAAUAUUAUGGAGGAAGCAGGAGGCGUUGGUAAGGGCAUCAUCAGAGAAUAUGAUGUUCUUGUUAACGGUAGCACUCUAGAGAUCCACUUAUACUGGGCAGGAAAAGGAACUACUGCCAUUCCUGACAGAGGUGUCUAUGGACCUCUUAUAUCUGCAAUUACUGUGACACCAAAUUUUAAGGUUGAUACUGGGGGGCUAUCUGCUGGUGCUAUUGCCGGCAUUGUAGUAGCGUCAUGUGUGUCCCUUGUAUUGGUUUUGGUAGUCCUCCGACUGAGUGGUUUCUUAGGGGGAAAAGAUGAGGAUAAAGAGCUGCGUCGUGGGCUAGAACUACAAACAGGUUAUUUCACUUUACGACAAAUUAAAGCUGCCACUGGUAACUUUGAUCCUUCAAAUAAGAUAGGUGAAGGAGGUUUUGGGCCUGUUUACAAGGGUGUUCUGGCAGAUGGUGCUGUCAUUGCUGUUAAGCAGCUCUCCUCCAAAUCAAAGCAAGGGAACCGUGAGUUUGUUAAUGAGAUAGGCAUGAUAUCUGCUUUGCAGCACCCAAACCUCGUGAAGCUUUUUGGUUGCUGUAUUGAAGGAAACCAGUUGUUGCUUAUAUAUGAAUACAUGGAAAACAAUAGUCUUGCCCGUGCUCUUUUUGGUCGUGACGAACAACGGCUAAAUUUGGACUGGAAAACUAGAAAGAAGAUAUGCUUGGGGAUAGCAAGGGGAUUAGCUUAUCUUCAUGAAGAAUCAAGGUUGAAAAUUGUUCAUAGGGAUAUAAAGGCAACCAAUGUGCUGCUUGAUAAGGAUCUAAAUGCAAAGAUAUCUGACUUCGGUUUAGCUAAGCUAGAUGAAGAAGAGAACACGCAUAUCAGCACACGAAUAGCUGGAACAAUAGGCUAUAUGGCUCCUGAAUACGCAAUGAGAGGUUACUUGACAGACAAAGCAGAUGUUUACAGCUUUGGUAUUGUUGCCUUAGAAAUUGUCAGUGGAAAGAGCAACACAAAUUACAGGCCAAAGGAGGAGUUCGUGUAUCUUCUUGAUGGGGCCUAUGUCCUACAAGAGCAAGGAAACAUGCUAGAACUCGUGGAUCCAAGUCUUGGUUCAAACUACUCUAAAGAGGAGGCCAUGACAAUGCUUAACUUGGCGCUCUUAUGCUGCAACCCAUCUCCCACUCUCAGACCACCCAUGUCUUCUGUAGUAAGUAUGCUCGAAGGCAAAAGUCCAGUUCAAGCACCAACAAUCAAGCGCGGUUCAGCCGAACAGGAUGCAAAGUUCAAAGCCUUUGAGAGGCUAUCACAAGACAGCCAAACACACGUUUCCACAUUCUCUCAAGAUAGUCAUGUACGAGGCGCAUCAAUGGAGGGUCCAUGGGUGGAUUCCUCGGUUUCUCUUGCGAGUAAGGAUGAGACCAUGGAACAUUCUUCGUCAACCAAGCUACUCAAGGAUAUGUAUGAUGUAAAUUUACAGUGAUGAAAAGCUGAUGAAAUAAAGCUUUUCAAAUUCUUUUACUCAAUUAUAUUGAAUUUAGUCCACAGAGAUUUUUUUAAAGGGGUUAGUGGAAAAUUUGUACUAGGAGAGUAGGAGACAUGUUUCUGAAAGUAUUGAACAAGAGUUAAUGUGUAAAUUAUGUUCCUCCAACUGUACCCACAUUUAUAGUCUUUUUGUUUCUGCAAGUCUUAAAAUAUCAACAAAUUAAACACUUUGCCUCGUA